Messenger RNA from Procambarus clarkii (red swamp crayfish), 10369 nucleotides. Lineage: Eukaryota; Metazoa; Arthropoda; Malacostraca; Decapoda; Cambaridae. The record is from RefSeq and is a predicted model, not a curated record.
AAAGGACCCGGCUGCUGUGUCUCGCCUUCUGCCGGAGUGUUCUCGUUCUCGCCUCCCGUCCUCAGAGCUCUCUCUCGUGCUCCUCACUUCGUGUAACCGGUUACUAAUAAGUGCAGUUGCGAGCGUGGUGUCUUGUGUGUAUACUGUGUAUGUCCACCUUGUAAGGUGCAGUGUGUAUACUUUGUGACAAGUGCAUGGUUAUACCUGGCGUCCGCUCACAGGUACCGACAAAAGACGGACCAUGGAAGGACAGCGUCACCUGCACUCCGCUAAGCGCUCCUGUCACCUGUGUGGACCGAUUGGUAUGAUGGGUGGCGGGGAGUGAGGCGAGGUUCGGCCGUGUCCCUGCCCAGCCCCUGCCCUCCCCUGCCGCUCCCCACACCUCCCCUGCACGCCCUCGCUACACUCCUCCACUGGGCGACCCACUCCGCCGGGGCCGCCAUGCCAGCCACCAGUCGGGAGAAGAGCAACCCCAGGGUCUCGAAGGUGUUUUCCAGGAUCUCCAGCGACCCCAAGACCUCCAGGAGCCAUGGAGAGGCCAAGACAGAGGAGGCAACGAGGCUGGUCCACGCCCCCCCUCACUCUGCCCAAGCUAAUAGCCCCAAGGCUAAGAAGGUCAAAAGGGGCAUCUUGCCUUACUUCCGCGGACAUAAAAAUGGGAAGAAAAGUGAAAAGGAAAAAGAAAAGGCCCAGAAAGAUAAGAAGGAAGAAAAUAAGCAUUGUGACGUUUCUGAGACAGUGUACACAGACAGUGAUAGCCAAGCUCAAUUAUCUCCGGUGUUAGAGACUCCCGAAGUGGUUACCAAAGAAACAGGUGUUGUCGUGCUGCCUUCCAAAGAGCCUAGUGAAAGUGGCGGUGUUGUUGCCGAUGUAACUAAGAAAGUUACCGAGGCAGACGGUGGGUCGCCGGACGCGAGUGAGGAGAGCGAGGAAGGUGUCAGUCUCGGGGAAGUGGACACGUGUCCCCACUUGGCUGAUCUUGACUUAAAAACGUACUCUCUAAUGCACUCGGCUCAUGAGUCAAAGUUUGAUUCUCCGCUAAAAGCAUACCAAAAAUCGUUCCUCCAUAACCGUUAUGACACGUGCAGCGACGUGGAGACGCUGCCCACUCGGUUCCGGCAUGCUGCACCUGAUUGGUCUAAUUCCUCGGUGGCCAAUGUGUCCGCUUUCCGCUCACACACCCUCCAGCCCCUGCCAGCCCUCCGCACCCAGACUCUACAGUACUCUGCGGCGUCAACGUCAGCCCUCCGCUCCCAGACUCUCCAGCCCUCGAUGGCGACCUCGAGUGUCCUCCAUCAGCAAGCGCUUGAGCACUCCAGAGCCACCUCGCAGGACCUCUCAGACCUGGCUGCGUGUCGAGCUACAGCACUCUGCCCACAGGUCAAGUCCAGCACUCUCGAUACUGUUCGGGCCAGGUUCCAGAACCAUGUAAACAACCUGACAUACGAGGGCAUGGACUUUACCAGCAGUGAACAAGGGUCCAGUCCGAGUAGUCCCACUCCCAGCAGUUGGAGUCUAGGCGGCAGGGGUUUCACCUCGCCAUUCUCCAAGUUACAUUUAUAUGCUACCGAGAGCUUAAAGGGAGCUGAGAAAGAGAGGGAGAAGAAGCUUACCAGAAGUGUUUCUGCAGAGUCUAAAUGUGCUGCAAAAGUUGGAGUGAAAAAAAUUUUGCUCCAUAAUCGACUUAAAGAGGAUUCUGGAAGAGACACCAGUCCUGAGAGUGUGGUGAGCGUGCUGAGGUCGGGUACCACCACAAAGGUACAGCCGGUCAGUAAAAACCUUGACUCUAUCACUAUAAGCUCAAAUAAGUUUGUUAAGGCGAAGUUAAACAUCACGGUGGUGAAGACUCCAGAGAUCCUCAGACGAGGGAGGCUGGGUUCCUUCAGGUUCACCCGUACUGGCAUCAGAUCCUCGGCUCGAGCAUCACAGAGGAAGAGACGAGAUGCUGGUGGCAUGCCGUCGUCAACAUCUUGGUUAUCCACAUCAAUGUCAUCGCUAACAUCACCGUCUACCACAAUGCCAACAGCUACCACCAUGAUAGAUGGUAAAACUAUUCCAGAAUAUGCUAAAGUUAACAAGAGAAAAAAUUCCAAGCCGGAUAUUGUUGAGGAGAAAGAUUUUAAUGGGCUGGUGUUGACGACGGCGGCUCAUGUGCACGAGUCGCCAGCAGAAAAGGCGCCCAUAGUGAAGAAGAUCGAAGCGGCAGCCUACAAGGCCAGGAAGGACUCAGAACCUUCACUUAAAGUCAACUCCGUUAAGAGGUCAGAGAGCUUCAAGACGGGAUCACGUGUGGGCAGGAGGAGUAGUUUAACUUUUGCUUCAAGAGCCAAAAUGAUGGAAGGGGAGAGUUUUGUGAAGAGUCAGGCUGUCAAGCUGAGAAGAAAGGAUUCUAAAAAUGGACGACUAGAUAUAAAAAAUGCUCGGAAAGCUGAGUACAGGUUGAGUGUAACUAUUAAACCUAGUACGGUUGCCACCUUGGCGAAUAAAUUUAACACCAUAAUAUCCCAGAACCAGGCUGGGAAUCCCAUUACAAAAUCUGAACUACCUUUCAGUCACGUGGCUGUUCACAAGACACGAGUGUUGUCGAGCCUGAGAGCCAGUGCCAGACUCAAGAACAGACACAGGACGGGGAGGUUUGAUCCAGAUAACAAGGAGAGUAACAUAGAAGGUGCCUCUGUUAUGAAUGAGAAGAGUAAAAAAGAGGAAAAGAAUAGAGAGGAACGAAGAGGUGACAUGAGCGUGGCUGGUGCCAGGAAGGUUAAUAGUAUGGGCUCCAGAUCACCUUCUCCUAAGAAAUCUGCUGUUCCAAGAAACCUUCCAUUAGUACUUGAUAAACUUGGCGACAACAAAACUGAUGAAGAGAAAGUAUGUGAAAAAAUAAAGACAGCUUUGUCGUCUGGGAAAUUCAAGGGAGAAACUGAUGAUUCUGAGGACGAUGUUGUUGACAAGGACGACGAGUCAACAGACGAGGAGAAGUACAGAAGUCGCCUGCCCUCCCCUUCUCCUUCCACGGCCGCCAGGUAUGCCACUUUGGAGGAGGAGCCUUAUACAAUCCCAGGACCAUCAUCUGCUUCUGUAGCUGAUUCUGUUACAGUAUCUUACGGUGAUACAGCUUCUAACUCCACGAUACCAAAGACAACUUACUCAGUCGAGAAACAUCAGACGAAUAGUACAAAUGGGAAGACUGCAAAGACUUCAGAUAAACCUAUUUACCACUUAACUGAAAAGGACCAACACGUGCUAACUUUACCUGGAAAACAUACAAAGGAUCAGGUGUUACCUGUACCUGAAGGACAUGCCAAGUCCGACUCGAUGGACUCUGGCAUAUCUAAUGAAGAAGACCGACUCUUUGGAGCGCGAUCACUCGACUACCGAAGUACCUCUCUUGCCACUUCGUCAGUGCAAGGUUUUCACUCUCUCUCGCCAGAGGACUCUUCACUUGAUACAGUCAUAUCAACAGACACGUGUCGGAGUGAAGACAGUGCAAUAGCUCUCAGAACGACCCAGAGCAUGAGCCUGGAGUCAGAGGCAAGCAUAGAAGACCUCGAGGACAAAGAUAUAGAACAGGAGAAAGCACUAAGCAAAUCAUGCUCAGACACUGAAGAAAAGGGUGCUGCUGAUAUUCUGGAAUCUGAAGAAAAGGGUAUUGUUGACCUUUUAGAAUCAGAGAGUAAAGGCACUGAUGGCGGUGCACGAUUUGUAGCCCCAUUUCCAGUUGACUCUCCCACUAACACUGUGGCUGGUCCUUCACAGACUAACGAGCACACAGCAUCAGCUGGGCUUACUGAACCAGAAGAUAAGAUACUACCUGUUGAUGAUGACCUUGAAGAUGUAGCCAUUGAGCCCGAUUCCAGAUCAGUAAGUAGCAGUGUCCUCGAUGACACUCACUCUGAGGUCAGCUCCGUGUGCUCUGAUGUUAAGUCCAAGAGGACCAACAAAGCAAAUGAGAGUCGUAUUUAUACUGCUGUCAAGAGUGCUGUAAAAAACACCGUCAAGAAGACCAAAGAAAAAGACGCAGAACGCAAAGAGGAGCGAGAGAGAGAAAGAAGAAACAGAUCUCCAUCAGCCGAUCGAGAGAAGUGGUAUAGAAGAGGUAGGUCAAGAGAGAGAGGAAGAGAAAAAAAGAAGGACGAUAAGGAUCAAGGAGCCUGUGAUGAACAGAGAGUGGCAGGCGAGGAUGGUGAUAAAAACGAUGAUGAUAAAAGUGACUCGCCUAAAAAAGAUGGCAGAGAGAGGGAAGGAAGGAAUUACGAGAGAUUCACUUUCAGGAGACUCAGGGAAAAGAGCCAAGAGCGUAGAAGAAACAAAGAAAGAGCCAAGGAAGAAGAAAAAAAGAAAGAAGUUGAAAAGAAAGCUUCUGGUGAAGAGUCUAAAAAGGAAAGCAAAAGCAAGAAGAAGGAGGAAAAGGAGGAAGGUACUUACGGGAAGUGGAGUAUACGAUCUAGAUCACGAAGCAGAGACCGGAAAAAGUACAAAGAUAAGGUUUCAGAACAACUUGCCCAAGAGGAGGCUGAGGCAGCAAGGGAAGCUGAGGAACUAGCAUCAGCAAAGGCCAAAGAUUUCCCCAAACACCCAGACUCGCCUCAACAACUCAGCUCUCGCACCAGCCUCACUCUCCCUUACAAUAUGAGGAAGUCAGAGAACAUGGUGUUCACCUUUGACACAGACAGCCUUUAUGACAGACCACAGACUCCCUCUCAGUCUAUGAAAUCCAUGACUUUACCUCCUCCACCAAAGACACCCAUUCCUUCACCGCCAUCUUCUGCCACAACACCAAUACCGCCUCCUCCUAAAACGCCAAUCCCAGCCCUGCCUACUGAGUCCAUGUCAGAUGACGCCAAGGAAACUUCUAACAUUUCAUUAAUUUCCGACAAGUCAAAUGGCGACAGUGACAGUAGUAACGAAACUGAAAACAUUUAUGAAAACCUUUAUGCUCCAAAUCUUGAGAAACUUCACCGAAAUCGAGAAAAACUGGAAGGUAGGGGUAUUAGGCCUAAUUCUUCGUUUCUGUGGAGUGACGGAGGACAGGCUCCGACUUCUUCUGAAGUUUCAGAUAUUAGGGAAACUAUCCAAGAAGAAGCUGAACCCGAACGCUCUCCAUUUAUAAGAUUGAUUGGUGUGAGAACAUACGGGAGAAUGGACAGGUAUGGUAAGAUCACUCCAUCAGGUAAGGCCAAGGAGACGACUCCUGAAGGGCAUAACUAUGCUGAGUUGCAGCAAGGUGCUGAGGACACCCAGACUCUGGCUUACGAUGACAUAGGUGCUGUGAGUGCUGUCAGCUAUGAUGACAUAGGAGCGCCAUCCUCCUGUGGCUACGACGACAUACGGGCACCGUCUACUGUGGGUUACGACACCAUCAGACCUCCCUCGGAAGGCUACGACCCAGUCAACCCUCCUCGCUCGGACUCAAGUCAAUAUGACGACUGCGACGGAGGCAUCGUUACAGCCCAAUUUGCAGUGGUCAUGGAGGAUCAGUUAGACUCCAUCAGCUACAUGUACGACGAAAUAUCAAUGUACAACGCUUCACAAAACUCUCACUCGUACGAGCCAGUGUACCCCCCGGGCGUCGCGCCACAGGGCCGGCCAGCGGUCAGCAGCAUUGAAGAGGUGCCAGAGAUGGAGGGAGCCGCACCCGUCCUCGACCACACUCACGUCUGUGACCGCGAUGAUGAUGCUUCCUCUGAGUACAGCCAAGAUGGCUCCGAGGGAGGCGUCCACGAAGUGUUUUCUUACAAGCUCACCCGUAUUGGAGGAACCCUAGAGUCCACGCCCGUUGUGCCCUCCACGCCUACCCCGCGGGCACCCACCACGCCCACAACGCCCACCCUGCGGGCACCCACCACGCCCACAACGCCCACCACCCCGAGCACUCCUGGCUCCACAAUCCACACCAGGAUAUAUGGAGGGAGCGUGGCAGCGGUGGUGGGAGGGGAGUGUGGGGGCGGGGAGGGGGCGCCCUCCCCAUCCCUCUCCCCCACAGAGGGCAAGAGCGAGACCUCGGACGAGUGGAUGGACGUGAGCGACACGGAGACGGACAUCAGCACCAGCGACCCCAUCACCAUCACCACCCAGAUACCCCUGGUACGCAUGCGUCAGCGUUCGAAACGUUGGCGUCCUCGCAACUGGCGGCGGUCGUGGAGUCAGGGCGUGAGGGACGUGGCCGCCCACACUCACGCCCACACCAUCGGCCACACUCACGGCUCCACCACGGCCGCCCGAGACGAGAUCGAGUACUGCUGGCGAGAAGGUGGUGACUCUGAAGAGGAAGACCCCACCACAGGGCACUAUGAGGCCAUCUACGAGGUUAUCAGCCCAGCCCAGGAGGACUGCUUCAACCGUGCUGAUGACAAUGACUUCGAUUCCUUUGAUUCCGAUAACUCAGAUGAUGAUUACUGCCGACUCAGGCCACAGUUUUCAGAUGAACAUUCACAAAUUUCAAGGGAUCAGCUAGAAUCCAUAAACUCUGAGGUGUCAGCUUCUGACAAGGACCAACAGCAGAGCCCUCUACAGCAGCAGCAACAGCAGCAGCAGCAGCAACAUGGAAUUACAAAGAUUGCUGAGGCUGCCAACCUGGGCAUGAGGAGACUGCGACGAAACUGGUCGUUAACUAAAAAUGAAGUGAGAACAGGCUUGAGUCGAAUAAAGAAAAAGAGCACCUUUAGUGUUUCGGAUAUGAAAAGCACAGAAAACCUUGCAUGUGAUGCCAGCCCAUCUAGUGCUAGUGCAGAAAAUAAAAGAAAAUGGUCUUUUAAAAGUCAUUUCCGAAGGAAAUCUUCAUCAGGCUCUGUCACAACUGUAGUUAGUAGUGGUGGGCCACCUUCAAAGAAAGAAUCUGCUACAUUCUACCUGACACUAACUAUUGAAACGGGAAGUCAGGAUGCUGGGGACAUGUCAGAUGCUUCUCAGCGAACAGGUCGCUCUGACUCUGAAAGUGUUCUAUCAGCGGCCAGUGCUCACGAAUACCGAAAGUCUAAUACACCAUCAGUAGCCUCGGUGACAACGGUGGGCUCUUCUGAAAGUGUGCCACUAAGACGACCUACCCAUAUUACUUACAACAGGAAGAGUUCUGCUGGCUCAUCCAGCUAUGGACCAGUAAGACCACGAACUGCACCACCUGCUCCACCACCAAAAGAAAAGAGCAGUGAAGUAAUAUCUGAAAGAAAUGAAGGUGAUGAACUCAGCAAGUUAGACGUUGCAUCACGGCUUAACCAACUGUUGUCUUGCGGACCUGUUGCCCCUCCUGGCCGUCGAGUGCUUCGUACUUCAGAGUGUUCAAGCAGUGACACAUCACCUGUUCCUGUUCUGAUUCACCCAGAAGAGAGUGGACACGUUGGUUUACGGCCAAAUGGUGUCAAAUAUGCUACUAUUGACAUGAGUAAUUUUGGAGUCAAUUCCAAUAUGUGUGGGGAUUCAAGUGGAGACGAGAAAUCACUGGGUGCAGAAAUAGCUAAUUUUAUAAAGCUCAACAUUCCUCAGGCUCGAAUGUCUGUUGCAAGUUCAGCAUCUCUUGGCUCUAGUGAAGGUUAUAUUCGUCCUGGAGAUAUCGCAUCGGCACCACCACCAUUGCCAGCAAGACGUACCCCAUCCACUUCUGCACAAAACUUUAGGUCUUCAUCCUGUACUAAAUUGCCACCCAUGCUUCUUAACAUGCCAUCUAGUCUCAUGGAUGGAGAUAAUAAUAGUUACCUUGACCUGAGCUGUACUGCUCUAAUACAGGAUGAACCACUGUAUGUUAGUUCUCACUUUGCAGAUGAGCCACUAUAUCAGUUCUACACUGCCACAGUGUUGGAACGUGCUGCCCACAACCAGGGCGACUGUUCAUCAGAAGAUGACUAUGAGGUGAUCAACGAUGGACACAAUUCACAGGCUAGAAGGUUACAAUCACGACCCUCUGCCAUGGAGCUUGUCACUCCCGCUGAUGGUCGACGGACGUUAUGGUGUGAAUUGCCUGAAGUCAUAGACAGUGGAUUACUAAAUCAAAUCAGCAGUCAAGAGUGGAAGAUCCAAGAAGCAAUGUUUGAAAUGAUAACAUCAGAAGCAUCAUAUCUCAAGUCCCUGAAUGUCCUCGUAACUCAUUUUGUUCAGUGUCCUGAAUUUACCAUAGAUGAGGGCGAGGAUGCUGUCCUAAGUAGGAGAGAGAGACACAUACUUUUCUCAGAUAUUUUACCAGUGAAGAGAUGCUCAGAAUUGUUUUUGGCAGACCUAGAAAAGAGGUGGCAAGUAUCGGUACAGAUAUCGACAAUUGCUGAUAUUAUUUGCAAGCAUGCUGAUAAGUAUUUCCAGGUUUAUGUCAAAUACUGUUCCAACCAGAUCUACCAAGACAGGACACUAAAGGAGCUAAAAGAAAAUAAUCCUCGAUUCUUGGAAGUGCUCAACCGUCUUGAGUCUUCGCCAGUAUGUCAGUCACUUGCUAUGCAUUCUUUCCUUAUGCUCCCUAUGCAAAGAAUCACAAGACUUCCUCUGCUGGUCGAUGCUAUUUUUCACCGCCUGGAGUACGGCACACACAUGUGGAAUGAGUACAAAGUGGCUCUUGCUACUCUUACAAAGAUUGUAGCAGAAUGUAAUGAAGGAGCUCGCAAGAUGGAGCGCAUGGAAGAAAUGCUCAUUCUUUCUCGUCAACUUGAUUUUCGGGAGGUAAAGGCAAUCCCACUCAUCUCUGCCUCCCGUUGGCUCGUCAAGAAGGGUGAGCUAACAAGGCUGACUUGGAGAGAAACUGAUGCUAAACUCACCUUUGGCAAGAGAAUAUCAAAAUGUACACUCUACUUCUUCCUGUUUACUGACCUCCUUGUUGUUACUAAGAAAAAAAGUGAAGACCAAUAUAUGGUUUUGGACUACUGUUCGAGGAACAUGGUACAAGUCCUGGAGCUUGAUGCUGCCGACAAGUUUCCCGGUCGUAUCCUCGAUGGCCAUAAAAAUCUUCUCAUCAUGACGAUGCUGCAGAACCAUGAGAAUAAAACAGUUGAAAUGGUUGUUUCAUGCCCCAUGGAGUCAGACAGAACACGAUGGGUUGAAGCAGUAACUCCUCGAAGUUCUGAUAACCCUGAUGAGCGCAUUUAUGAGGAAUGGGAUUGUCCACAGGUACAGGCAGUUCAUCCAUAUGUGGGAAAGCAGCCAGAUGAACUCUCCCUUGAAGUGUCGGAUGUUGUGAAUGUCUUGAAGAAAAUGGCUGAUGGUUGGUACCAAGGAGAAAGGAUCAGAGAUCAAGAGAGAGGAUGGUUCCCAGGAAGCUUUACUGUAGAGAUUUCUUCCACUCACGUCAGAGCACGUAACCUUCGUCAAAGAUACCGUCUUCUUGCUAUAUCUGGGUCUUUGCUGGACGAGUUAAAGAAAGAGAAAGAACGUUAUGAUAAAGAGGAGAAAAAGAAAGACAGAAGAAGAACUCUGACAAUAAAGGAAGUGAUAUCAUCUCAAGCUCAAGUAAUUAGCUAAUCACAGCACAUUUUAUGUAUUAGAUGGAAAAUACUAUUUUGGUGAAAAUGAACACUCGCCUAAAUAUUUUGUGAGCAACAUAAAAUAUACAGUAGUAGAAACCAUUGAGUGGCAGUCCUAUUUGUGCUUAUUUGUAAAGUGAAUACUGUAAUUAAAAACAUACGGGAUUGUUAAAAUCCAAGAACGGCAACUUGCAGAUUGUACAGUAUGUGAGAAACUUGUACAUCAAGUUUUGUAUGUAUAAAGAAUACAGUAAUUUGUUUGAAAUUUGAAGAUAUAAAAAUUGUGCAAUAAUGACUGAUGGUGUGUGGUGUAUUUAUGCUGAAGCACUGAAGAAAUGAUGCUAUUUUCUACAUACAUCAGCUGCCUCUAACAAUACAAGUGAUUUAAAAUACUGAAAAGUGUAGGCCCAACAGACAGUAUUAACAGUUGAAUGUGUUCAGUAGUGUUUCAUGUAGUAUGAGAAUGAAGAAGAAAAUGGCUUUAGAAUUUUGGCAGGUAAAGAGGAUGUUUGAUAAACCUGUCAAUGUAUUAUUGAUUUUGAUAUAGUAUAUACUAUUCUCUAAUGUAACAAUCAGCCAUUACAUAAAGGUCAUUACAUUCAUUAUCAUUUGUAAAACAAAGUGAAUGAAUUUGUUAUAGCGGCUAAUUGCUUGUUUAGAAUAGGAAUAUAAUGGAGAAGAAAGUGUUAGAUCAAUGUCAUGAGGGAACAGUGUCCAGUUGUUGUCUGGAUAUAAUUCACAAGUUGUUGUGAAUAGUAAUGAAGAAUAUUUAAUAAAUUGGCUACUGUAUUGUACAUAAGAUUAUUGAAUAUAAUGUUCAUUAAAAUGCAGUAUUUGAAAGUGUACAUAUUUAUCUGAUAGGAGUAUCAGAUGCACGUUUGAUGUAUAUAAUGUUUAUCUUUAUUAAAUUACAAGUUUUCUUUAUAAUUUCAUAUUCU